This is a messenger RNA of Cercospora beticola, 1927 nucleotides long. RefSeq lists its product as uncharacterized. Gene Ontology annotation, biological process: cell wall modification; pectin catabolic process. Gene Ontology annotation, molecular function: pectinesterase activity. The record is from RefSeq and is a predicted model, not a curated record. Lineage: Eukaryota; Fungi; Ascomycota; Dothideomycetes; Mycosphaerellales; Mycosphaerellaceae.
GCGAUGUGGACCCACCUCGCUGUGGCGGCUUCUCCGCGCCUUCCACAAGCCGUUCAGGCCAUCGACAACCGCAUCUCGGCCUGAGCCGACCGCAGAUGCCUCGCCCAUCGUCACGGUGCCCUCACAUACUGGAGACAGCAGAACAUCGGACGCACAGAAGGCGACAAAGGCGACGCCACCGCUCAGGAAAGAUGAUACGUCGAAUCUUGGCACGCUGCGUGCCCCCAACCAUCCCAAGUGGUACUACUGUCCAUGCCGCCAUGUUCAUUGUGUUCCAUCGACAGGCGCCACCAUACAUAUAUGAAACCGAGCGAGCGUGACAAGUCAUCAAGCUCAUUCCCCAGUCCAGGCGGAGAAGCUCAAGCAAAUACAAGAACCGGAAGAAUUUCCGCCGUCGAGGUAAAGAGGCACCGAAGCGACUGUAGAUCCACUUCAAGUCGAGGCAGUCAUGGACCUGUCAUAGUCUCCAUUAAUUACGACUUGAUGGACUUUCAUCGCCACGACAUCCGAGAACGUAGUUCAACUGCUAUAUAGAUACCUCGGCAGGCGGUUUGGAAUUCUUCCACGCGAUAUCACCGAGAGCAAUAUAUUCGACACUCCAUUCGACCAAAAGCUGCACGCUCGUCACUUUCGAGCUUCUUCUCCAUCUCAGUUCUGAUCUCUUCUGGGGCUGCAGCCGUUGCAUUCCACAUUCGAUCCAUUUUCCCUUGUACCAGCCCAACAUGAAGGCAUUCGCCUUUCUUGCUGGCCUGAUCAGCCUGGCCACAGGCCUUACCACACCUCCGUCCGGCGCUUUGGUUGUCAGCAAGACCCCCAAAAGUGGACAGUACGCCACUGUUCAGAAAGCCGUUGAUGCCUUGUCAACCACUUCGACCAAAGCGCAGGUCAUAUUCAUCCAGCCAGGGACCUACAACGAACAAGUGUAUAUCCAGAGCCUCAGCGGACCUCUGAGCGUGUACGGCUAUUCCUCGUCAGACAAAUCGUACACCGGGAACCAAGUCACAAUCACUGCUGGCGAGAGUCAACAGACACAGCCCAGUAACGACCUGACUGCCACACUCCGCGUGCACACCACCAAUUUCAAGCUCUACAACGUCAAUGUUGCCAACUCCUUCGGCCAAGGAAGCCAGGCUGUCGCUGUGUCCGCCAACAAUGGGGGUCAAGGAUACUACGGAGUGCGGCUCACUGGUUACCAAGACACGCUCCUCGCCAACGACGGUGCUCAGCUGUACGCAAAGAGUUACAUCGAUGGCGCUACUGAUUUUAUCUUCGGACAAAGGGGACAAGUAUGGUUCGAGAAGUGCGAUCUUCGAGUCAAAGCAGCUUCCCUAGGAUACAUUACCGCGUCUGGAAGAAGCUCUAACGAUGCUGGAUACUAUGUCAUCAACAAGAGCACCGUUGCAGCUGCUUCCGGAAACACUGUCCCCGCUGGUGCAUACUAUUUGGGUCGACCAUGGAGGAAUUAUGCCCGAGUGAUUUUCCAGAGCACCUCAAUGACCAAUGUGAUCAACCCAGCUGGGUGGAGAAUCUGGAACACUGGCGAUGAGCGUACCGAUCAAGUGACAUUCGGCGAAUACGCAAACACAGGCGCAGGCAGUCAAGGUACCAGAGCUAGCUUUUCCACGAAGCUUUCAAGCCCGGUCAGCAUCACCACGGUUCUCGGCAGUGGGUAUGCAUCCGCUGCCUGGGUUGACACUGCUUACCUCAACUAAGUCGAUAAAGCAUGAAGCUUGCAAGGCUAUUUACACGACUUUUCGAGCAACACAUCGCGAUGAGGAGCGUCAGAAGCUGGAUUUCUCGCAAAUCAAAAUUGAGCACAGCGGGAGACAGCCAGAUUCUGAGAACACCCUCAUUGAGCGCCACAAGCGACAGAGUAUACUCCAAACAAUCAACAUGCUUCUCUCAGCAGAAAACUCCUCCAUCUCUC